AUGAAAACAUCACACGUUUCAACGACUUCCACUUCGUCGUCUUCCACAUCCUCGUUAUCGAAAUUUAGCUCAUUUUUAAACAAAACAUCAAAAAUUUUCCACUUUUCAAAGAGACAACAUACAAAACUCGACAGUGGGAAAAUCAAACCAGAUUCUCAAUCAAAUAUCAUAAAUGCAAACGAUAGAGUCUUCAAGUUCAACUUGUAUCCAUUCAAUGUAGCAAAAAAUAAUGAUCAUCUUUAUAUGGAGGAGAAUUAUUAUAGUAUGGUUAGCGCACGUAGUGUAUCGAGUUGCAAACGGCUGCGAAAAAUUGAAUAUGUUGUGGUUGCAGAACAAUCAAGAAAAGGGUCCUUGUUAUAUGCGGCACUGAAAACGACCAUUGAAUCUUCAAGCUCAGCAACACUACAAACAAGUGUUAUUUUGGAUCAGGAUAUAGAGAAGGGGAAUAAUGAUAACGUGGAGGACGAACUAAGAUCACUAGGGUCAAUAUCAUAA
Messenger RNA from Lodderomyces oxycetoniae, 495 nucleotides. RefSeq lists its product as uncharacterized. The transcript has a single exon. NCBI's taxonomy places the organism in Eukaryota, Fungi, Ascomycota, Pichiomycetes, Serinales, Debaryomycetaceae. The coding region runs from base 1 to 495 and encodes 164 amino acids. The record is from RefSeq and is a predicted model, not a curated record.